This is a messenger RNA of Chaetomium fimeti, 1880 nucleotides long. RefSeq names its product FAD binding domain protein. The transcript is spliced from 2 exons. The record is from RefSeq and is a predicted model, not a curated record. Bases 166 to 1797 code for a protein of 543 amino acids. Gene Ontology annotation, molecular function: FAD binding; monooxygenase activity. Lineage: Eukaryota; Fungi; Ascomycota; Sordariomycetes; Sordariales; Chaetomiaceae.
CGUGGACGGCAACACAACACCAAGAAUCCAACUCGUGAUGGACGUUUGGGCAUCAGUCUGUGUUUACUCUCCUGACUCCUUCUCCCGUUCACAAGGCUCCGGCAUUAACACCGACACCCUGAACUGCCCCGAAGUAUCCCGGUCAAAACACUACACAUUCAAACAAUGGGUGACACACUACCAGAGCCCAAGCCGCAAGCGAAGCCUUUCUUCGUGGUGGGCGACAAGCAUGAGUUCGAUCCGGAGCGGUGGACAGCACCCGGAAACGGGUACGCCGGCGAGGAGGCCCUACCGCCCCCUAAACGCGACCCCGAAACCCAUGUCAAGGUGCUCAUUGUAGGCGCCGGCUAUGCCGGGCUGAUGGCUGCGCUCGAGUGCUGGCGCAAGGGCCACGACGUGGUGGGCAUCCUGGAGCGGAGCGAGGGCCCCAACUUUAGCGGCGACCUCAUCAUCAUCCAGCCGUCGGCCAUGAAUAUUAUGCGCCACUGGCCGCAGAUGCGACGCGAACUUGAGCACGACAAGGUCACGGUGGGGACGUACUACCACCGCCACGACGGCGAGCUGAUCGACGGGCCUGUUGACCCCAACUUCAACGCCCCGGAGCAUGUCGCCGCAAGGGAGAGUCAGCCGGGGGGCUUCCCCUAUGUGGGUGCUGUGCAGAUUCGUCAGAAGUUCUAUCGUAUGCUUCUUCGCCAGGUGGCUCGCUUGGGGUUCACCGUGGAUUAUGGCAAGCGCGUGGAGAACUACUUUGAGGACGAAGCCGCUGGGCUAGCUGGAGUUGUUCUGACGGAUGGCUCGAUCCGGACGGCCCACCUCGUUGUUGCAGCUGACGGUUCCCGCUCGCGAUCCGAGCUACUCAUCGCCGGGAACUACGCCCCUGUACGAUCCAGCGGUAUGACGGUAUACCGCACCGCAUUCCCCGCCGCACUCGCCUUCGCCGACGAGCAGGUCCGCGCACGAUGGGAGGGCAAGCACACGUACGAGUUCUGGAUGGGCUCCGGCAUGCACAUCGGACUGUACUUCUCCGACGACAUGGUCGCCUUCGGCAUCACCCCCCGCGACACAUUCCUCGCCCCGGACAAGGUCGCGCGUGAGUCGUGGGACCCGAACGUCGACCCGCAGGAGGUCGUUGACGUGCUGCGCCGCGCAAGGGUGUCGGGGGUUGAUGGUGAGUCCGACUGGCACCCCGUCAUCGAGGCCUUUGUGCGCACCGCGCCCCGUGGCAGCCUCAUUCACUGGCCGCUGCUCUGGCGUGACCUGCGCCGGGACUGGAUCUCCAAAGGAGGCCGUGUCGUGCAGAUCGGCGAUGCUGCGCACUCCACUGUCCCGGCUUCAGCCGCUGGUGGCACGCUGGCGCUUGAGGAUGCCAUAACCCUGGCGUCAUGCCUGCAGCUGGCUGCCUCUCCCGGUUGUCCCACAUGGUCCGGUGCUGGUGCCGGCGUCCCGAUGGGCACCCGGGUGUACAACCUGUUGCGGUACGAGCGGGCAAGCUGCACGCAGAAGAUGGCGUUUGUCAACUCGCAGGCUCUCGGGCACACGACGGACUGGGACGCGGUGAGACGGAACCCCGAGAAGGUGCACCUGCGCUACCCGAGGUGGUUAUUCCUCCACGACCCGGAGAGCUACGUCUAUGAGAAGUAUGGCCGGGCUUUUGCCCACUUGGUGGCUGGUGCUGAGUUCCGCAAUACGAACAUUCCGCCGGGUCAUAAGUUUGUUCAUUGGACUCUGGAGCAGAUCCAGAAGGAGAUGGCUGCUGGGAAGAGGGUGGAGGACUUGUUGGAUGGAGAUUGGACGUAGGGCAGUAUCUCCGCAGUUGAAACGUGGUUGGGCUUUUAUGGUUUUAUCUCAGUGUCAUAUAUGUAUUACUUGUGGUGUUACGG